AUGCACGCUUUGACGAGAUGCCAUCGUUCCUUCAAACUGGAGGCAAAGAUCUCGUUCCUACGCGACUAUCAGCUUGAAGGUCUGAACUGGAUGUUGCACGCUUGGUGUAAGCACAAUUCGUGUAUUCUCGCUGAUGAGAUGGGUCUGGGUAAAACGAUCCAAUCGAUUUCGUUCUUAGCCGCUCUCUAUUACAAAUACGAUCUUUAUGGACCUUUUCUGGUCGUUGUACCAUUGUCGACUAUGGCAGCAUGGCAGAAGGAAUUUGCCCAGUGGGCCCCGGAUAUGAAUCUUGUCACCUACAUGGGUGAUGUGAAUUCACGUGAACAGAUCCGACAAUUUGAGUGGUAUGUGGCUGGCACGAAGAAGCUUAAAGUAAAUGCUGUUCUCACUACUUAUGAGAUCCUUCUCAAAGACAAGCCGUUUCUGGGCAGUUUUCAAUGGGCAGCGCUGGCUGUUGACGAGGCUCAUCGGUUGAAAAAUGACGAAUCUCUACUAUACAGCUGCCUGUCUUCGUUUAACUGUGAUCAUCGCCUUCUGAUUACCGGGACUCCCUUGCAGAAUUCACUGAAGGAACUAUGGGCAUUGCUGCAUUUCAUCAUGCCUGAAAAGUAG
Cooperia oncophora is the source of this 612-nucleotide messenger RNA. The record is from the annotation of a GenBank genome assembly. Lineage: Eukaryota; Metazoa; Nematoda; Chromadorea; Rhabditida; Trichostrongylidae.